CGCCUGGACACACAGAGGGGAAGAGGCGGAGCUCCACACAGGGCGCCAGGUGCAUCCCAGAAAAGAUGGUUUCCAUAAAGACGUUACAGCCUGAGGCUGAGGCCGCCGCGGAGAUCAGAGAGAGACGCUACAGAUGUUCCAGCUGUGGUAAAAUGUUCUACCAGCUCAGCCACUUAAAGAAACACCAGUUCAGUCACACAGAGGAGAAACCAUUCAGCUGCCAGGAGUGUGGGAGAAACUACACGUCUGCAGAGAGCUUCAGAGCCCAUCAGAUGAGUCACCGUGGGGAGCGUCCCUUCUCCUGUCCUCACUGUGAGAAGACGUAUGGCCUGAGGAGGGACCUGAAGGAGCACAUGGUCCUGCACACCGGGGAGAAGCCCUACUCCUGUGAGCACUGUGGCAAAGCGUUCGGCCGCCGCCCCUCGCUCCGCGUCCACCGCCUGCUUCACUGCAGCAGGAAGAUCUACACGCAGCCUCCCAAGGUGCCGUGCACGCUCUGCCCCAAGCUGCUGGCCAGCUUCAGCUCUCUGAGGAGCCACAUGAAGCUCCACUCAGGAGAGAGGCCUCACGUGUGUCAGACCUGUGGGAGGAGCUUCAGUCAGAAAGGAAACCUGGAGUGCCACUUGAGGAUCCACAGUGGAGAGAAGCCUUACCCCUGCUCCCAGUGUAACCAGAGCUUCUCCCAGAAACCAGAGCUGCGCCGGCACAUGAUGGGCCACACGGGUGGAGGCUUCCUCUGCAGCUACUGUGGGAAGUCCCUGAGGGACCCUCACAGCCUGAAGUCCCACGAGCGCCUGCACACUGGAGAAAGACCUCAUCGCUGCCCCGUCUGUGGAAAAGGUUACACGUUGGCCACCAAGCUGAGGAGACACAUGAAGUCCUCUCACGUGACGGAGAAGCCGUUCAGCUGCCACUGUGGUGCGUCCUACACCGUGAGACAGAGUCUGCUGAGGCACCAGGCUCAGCACCGGAAGGAGGGAGGAGCUCCGGAGGAGGUGGAAGAGGAGGCAGGACACAGGGAGGAGACGGACAGCAGCUGGAACGAUGCCACUUUAAACUCAACUCACCAGAAGCCAAUCAGAGGCCGACCCAAGAAGAACCCCCUCCCACCAGAGGCAGGGGAGACGGAGGCUGCGGAGGUGAAGCAGAGAAAGGGAAGAGGGGAGGAGAAGGAGGUGAGGCAGGGAGGAAGGAGUGUUGAAGAGGACCACACUUCAAGAGGAGGAGAUGAGGAGGGUAACAUCCAGCACGCCCUCGUCUACGCAGACCACCUGUCAACGCCAAGCUCCGCCCCUCUGCUCCUCGCCUCGGAGAACUCCCUGCCUGCAGGGGCGGGGCCGGAGCUGGUGGAGGUGGUGAUGUCAGAGGGCACAGAGCAGUGCAUUGUGGUCCACGGGCAGCAGGCGGGAGGAGAGCUGCUGAUCUUACAGGAGGAGGAGAGCGGACUCUGCUCGGUGGCUCAGACUGUGGAGAUAAACAGCGUGUAGAACUUUCCUUGUUUGUCUUUCUCCUCCUUAAAGACCUGAGACUCCAGUGUCCACCUCCUCCUGCUGCUCAGGCUGGAGCUGGUGUCCAGGCUUCAUCUUCUUCUCCCCCUGAUAGUAACUGAGUGACCUGGUGGCUCCAUGUUGCUCUUUACUGCCGGGUCCUGACUGGGCUGACUGGGCUGACUGGGCCUGGCGGGUCAGGCUCCCCUCCAGGUCUGGAUCCAGGAGGGGAGCAGUGGGUUCUCUUUCUGGAUGUGGCUCUUUGCCUGGCCUCCCGUUCUGCUGUGGCCUUCAGCUUUCAGUAGAUGAUGAUAGGAAACAGGAGAAGGUCCUUCAGAGAACCAGGGACCUGACCUGUUGGAUUAAAUGUUGCUCCCAGAACACAGAUGAUGUGAAACUCAUCCCCCCCCCCCCCCCCCCAACCGAUCUCCUAAGAACCCGCGAGGAGAUGCUCACGUAAAAGGCAAAUAUGUCACAUGACUGCAAAGAUGAAUAAUUAUCAUUAAAAGAGAAUAAUAAGAUUACAGUGUGUCACAGAGUCGACUAAUUAUAAAUGACAUGUCACGUGACUGUGCAAGAACAAAGAGCAGAACGUUAAUUAGAACCAAAUGAUCCGGUUCCCUGCUGGAGACGGGUCUGGAGAUUCUACUGCAGCAUUGUGUCCUGCCUCCAGGAACAUCCCAUAAUCAAAGACUGUAAAGUAAGAGCAACCUGAGGGAAGAACAACGAGACGAGUUCAACAUCCGUUUCUCUGCUGCUCUGGGAUCAGGCUCUUUAGACGAAGGCUGAGAAGCUUCAUCGCCUGCUGAAGACGAACAGGAGGACAGAAACCCAGCAUCUGGAGAAGAGCGUCCAGGAUCAGCCGGGUCUAGAAGCUUCAGAUGCUGUGAACCUCACAGAUCCAGACUAGAAGAGGAGCUCCUCCAUACUGUCAGUGUUUCUGUGUCUCACCUCCUGCUGGAGAAGAAUCCAGGAGGUUCAGCUCUGAUAGGAUGAUGAUCAAAUGCUUCAGUCUUUAUGAAACUGUUUACUGUAAACUUCUCACAAAUACAUUUUCAACGUGA
Messenger RNA from Pleuronectes platessa (European plaice), 2551 nucleotides. RefSeq names its product zinc finger protein 408. Lineage: Eukaryota; Metazoa; Chordata; Actinopteri; Pleuronectiformes; Pleuronectidae. Gene Ontology annotation, biological process: regulation of transcription by RNA polymerase II. The transcript has 5 exons. The coding region runs from base 66 to 1487 and encodes 473 amino acids. Gene Ontology annotation, cellular component: nucleus. Gene Ontology annotation, molecular function: DNA-binding transcription factor activity, RNA polymerase II-specific; RNA polymerase II transcription regulatory region sequence-specific DNA binding. The record is from RefSeq and is a predicted model, not a curated record.